Diabrotica virgifera virgifera (western corn rootworm) is the source of this 966-nucleotide messenger RNA. Its product is annotated as active regulator of SIRT1-like. Gene Ontology annotation, molecular function: enzyme binding. The record is from RefSeq and is a predicted model, not a curated record. Bases 165 to 596 code for a protein of 143 amino acids. Gene Ontology annotation, cellular component: nucleolus. The transcript is spliced from 4 exons. Lineage: Eukaryota; Metazoa; Arthropoda; Insecta; Coleoptera; Chrysomelidae.
AGCGUAGAUGUAGUACCUAUAGAACUCUUUGCCACUAAAAAAUACACAAAAAGAAGAAGUGCUAGGAAUACCUAACGAUCUAACCAAAAAAUUUAAUCAGAAAAUGAAAGUAUGAAAGUUUCUUUAAUCUUUAAUAUACUCUAAUUAAAUAGAUAAAUGAUUUUAUGAUGAGUGCUGCGCUAGUUCGAAAAAGUUUACAAAUUGUAGACCCACAAUAUGCUAGUAAAAUUGGUAAAAGAAAAAGCAAAUCUGAUGUCUUUGCACUAGCUCACCAGAGCCAAAAACUUAUAGGUAAAGCACAAAGGAAAGGAAAAACAGAAAAAGUCAAUCUUCUAUCGACAGAAAAGAAACUGACAGUAACAGAAGCAAGAAAAUAUAAUAAAUCAAAGGAACAGAUCCUUAAAGACAAUCUAAAGAAACUAGAAUUGAUUAAAAGAGCUAGCAAAGUAGAAUUGGACGAAAAACUGGUAAAACAGAUUAUUAAUCGAGCUGUAUCUAGAAGACCAAUUAAGAAAAUCAAACCCAAACAACAAAAGAAAACGGCAUUUACAGAAGAAGAUUUCAAGAAGUUUGAAGAGGAAUAUUUUGAUGAAUAAUGGCACUCUCAGACAGUGCGUGGGGAUAUAUUCAACUUACAUUAGGUUCAGCAAUGUUGCUCUGUAUGUUUUUUCAGUUAAUUAUAUGGCCAAUACUACCAGUUGAUCACAAUCCUCUGGACGAGUAUAUACCUACGACAGUAAUACUUUCAAUUUGUGGGAUUUUCGGUUUACUUUUUAUUGGUUCUUUAUCAAUAUUUACACUUAUAGUAAUGCACAAAUCUGUUACAAAAUAAACUAAAAAUAUCUUAAUAAGGUCCUCUUCCUAUACCAGCUCCCCACCAUGGCCUAAAAAAUAAUUCAAUAGAUUAGACAUAUUAAUUUUAUAAUACAUUUUAAGUACAAUAUAUUUUUUAUUUAUCAAAUAUAA